Molecule: messenger RNA, 1275 nt
Organism: Triticum turgidum subsp. durum (durum wheat)
Lineage: Eukaryota; Viridiplantae; Streptophyta; Magnoliopsida; Poales; Poaceae
Source: the annotation of a GenBank genome assembly
AUGGACAUCACAUGCCUUGAGGAGACAUUGAACAAGUUUCUAGAACAACACAAGUAUUUAAUCAUAUUGGAUGAUAUUUGGACUCCAGAAGCAUUUGAUGAAAUGUCUAGGGUGCUUAUUCAUAAUGAUAAGGGCAGUAUACUAAUAAUCACAACAAGAGAAUGUGAUGUUGCUGCACUGGCCUCUCGAGGACACAUCUUAACAUUGGAAGCUUUACCAGAAGACAAGGGAUGGGAUCUCUUUUGUAAGAAAGCCUUUCCAAGAGAUACCAACCAUGAAUGUCCCGUGGAGUUGAAGUCUUGGUUUGAGCAAAUAGUUAGCAAAUGCAAAGGCUUGCCUCUUGUUAUUGUGUUAGUUGGUAGCCUCGUGCGUGUGCGUGAGAAAACUAUGGAAGAAUGGAGAAUAAUAAAUGGUCAGUUGAGUUGGGAGCUAAAUAAUAAUUCGAGGCUCGAUCAGAUAAGCAAUGUUUUACAUCUGAGCUUCAUCUACCUUCCAACACACUUGAAAAGUUGUUUCUUGUACUGCAGCUUAUUUCCAGAAGACCAUCUUCCCAAAAGGAAGGAACUUGUAAGGUUAUGGAUAGCUGAGGGGUUCAUUGAGGGAAGGGGUGAAAGCACAUUAGAAGAAGUGGCAGAAGGCUAUUUGAAGGAGUUGAUUGAUAGGAACAUGUUACAACUUGUUGAGAGGAACUCAUUUGGUAGGAUGAAAGAAUUCAGAAUGCACGAUAUCUUACAUAAAUUGGCAGUUGACUUGUGCAAGAAGAACCGUUUUGGUGUUACAUAUGAGGAUAAUUGUGGGGGUUCUCUUGAGAUGGAUGGACAUCGAUUGGUAAUGCACAAACUAAAUAAGGGUGUUCAACAGUCACUUUCUAGUAUACACCAACUUCGAACUUUCAUUGCACUGGACAGUAGCAUGCUAUCACCCACUCUACUACCUCUUCUAUGUAAGGAGUCAAGAGACAUGACAGUACUGGAAUUAAGUGGUCUACCCAUCGAGAAGAUUCCAGAUGCUACUGGAGAUCUUUUUAAUCUCCGCCAUUUGGGUUUGCGUAAUACAAAAGUGAAGAUGCUCCCGAAGUCUGUUGAGAAGCUUUCAAAUUUGUUGAUAUUGGACCUUUCUCGAUCUGAUAUACAUGAGUUGCCUAGUGGGAUUGUCAAACUGAAGAAGCUUAGGCACUUAUUAGCUGAGAAAACAAUUGACCCAUAUUGGAGAGGAUUGCAAUGUUGUCGUGGUGUGCGUGUUCCUAAUGGUCUUGGAAAUCUAAUAAAUUUGUAG